AUGGAUUUCUUGAACCUAAUCGUAGAUGUUAAGAGCAUUGAGAAGAAGUGGACUAACGGAAAUAUAGGGAGUACUGUGAAUGCUGAUGAAAAGCAUUUUGUGGCUGAUAAGGUUGAAAAUGUUGAUGAUUGUACUGCUGAUAAUACUUCUAUUAAUAGGAAAAGAAAAUACGAUUAUUAUGCGGGCAUGCUGAAUUGGAUUCGUAAGGUUGCAAAAGAUCCUUGUGAUCCUGCUACCAACCAUUUACCUGAUAAGAGUAAGUGGAAAAAUUAUGGAAGCGAACAGCCCUGGAAGAAGAUUCUUUUGGCUCGUGAUGCAAUGCUUCUGAAAAAGAACCUCGGUGCAAGUUCUGAACAAUCAGUUUGGCAGAAGAAGCAAAAGAUGCAUCCAAGCAUGUACAAUGAUGAUCAAUGCAGUCCUGUAGGGUCAAGAUGCAGCCAAAGGCUCCUUGGAAAGGAAUCUUCUCUCAAAUCUCAUGAACAGCUUGUAGCAGAUUCAUCUUCCUCAAGUUGUCUGAGUGACGAUGAUUUUACUGAUAGACAGUCUGAUGCAGCUGGUGAGUCUCCAGGAUUUUGGGCUAAAUAUCGUCGCAAGAAGCGAAUUCGCAUAGGGGCUCCUUAUCAAGGAGAUUUGCCAGAUUUGUGUGGAGUUGAUUACAGAAGUGAUUCUAAAUGGUUGGGUACCAAAAUUUGGCCACUUGAAGAAGGAGAAUUGAACCGAAACUUAAUCGAAAGGGAUCCUAUUGGUAAGGGAAGACAGGAAUCAUGUGGUUGCCAGUUUCCAGGCUCUCUUGAGUGCGUAAGGUUCCAUGUUCGGGAGAAAGCCAUCAAACUGAGGCUUGAGUUAGGCCCGGCUUUCUACAGAUGGAAAUUUGACAGCAUGGGGGAGAAAGUAGCGUUUUCCUGGACAAACACUGAUCAAAACAUGUUUCAGGACAUUGUGCUGUCAAACCGUUUGUCAUCAGAUAAGUACUUCUGGGAUGAGCUUUUCAAGUUAUUUCCUAAGAAAGGCAGAGAAGUUCUGGUGAGCUACUAUUUCAAUGUUUUUCUGCUCCGGCGCAGAGCCCAACAGAAUAGAAGCACUACAAGUGACAUUGGCAGUGAUGAUGAAGACUCAGAAUUUGGUCCCAUUGCCAACAAAUUCGGUCAAUUGGCUUCGAAAUCUCCAGGCUCCAUUUUUCGCUCCCCAACAAAAUCUCAUUCAACUCAAAGAUAG
Andrographis paniculata is the source of this 1215-nucleotide messenger RNA. Its product is annotated as AT-rich interactive domain-containing protein 1. Bases 1 to 1215 code for a protein of 404 amino acids. NCBI's taxonomy places the organism in Eukaryota, Viridiplantae, Streptophyta, Magnoliopsida, Lamiales, Acanthaceae. The record is from RefSeq and is a predicted model, not a curated record. The transcript has 2 exons.